AUGCCCUUUCCAACCUUGGCCGCACCAAGAACAACAGAUGAUGGCAAGCAACUCGAUAGGAUAUGUGACCAUCUUGGUUGUCUUGAGAGAGUGACCAUCAAUGGGAUGUACGUGGAUGACGAGGUGUUGGUACUACUGUUUGUUGCUUGUUGGAGUGGUGACCAUAUUAAAGGUGCUGGUGUUGAUGCUGGUGCUGGUGCUGGUGCUGAUGCUGAUGCUGGUGCUGGUGCUGGUGGUGAUGCAGGUGCUGAUCCUGAUGCUGGUGUCUGUGUUCGUCCAAUGGCAGCCAACUCUCUCAAUAUCUGA
This is a messenger RNA of Acytostelium subglobosum LB1, 306 nucleotides long. RefSeq lists its product as hypothetical. The transcript has a single exon. The record is from RefSeq and is a predicted model, not a curated record. Lineage: Eukaryota; Evosea; Eumycetozoa; Acytosteliales; Acytosteliaceae. The coding region runs from base 1 to 306 and encodes 101 amino acids.